AACCCUGAAUGGAUUUCAUGAUUCGGAAAAUGUGCUUUUACAAGCAGCAUUUUCGAAUCUUAACCAUUUGGUAGCAAGUCGUAGAAGAAAGCGUUACGCUUAGAAGGCCUAUAUUUGGAAGGAAAUAAUUAAGAACAAUCCAACGACUGGAAUAAAAUAUAUUACUUUGUUUUUUUUUUUACUCAAACGUAAUUACGUCUUUGGGAUAAAUUGUGUGCCAAAACACUACACAUCUUCAUACAUCAAGUUCAUUUACCUGAAGUCCACAAUGUCUGCGGCCGUUGUACCCACAAAUGGUUUCAAACAAACCAAUGGUAAUGGUAUGGCUGACGAAGACCUCCAGGAUGGUCUUUCGUGUUCCGAAUUGUUCGCCACCACUGAGGGGUUGACAUACAAUGAUUUUCUCAUACUGCCCGGUUAUAUUGAUUUCACUGCCGAAGAAGUUGAUUUGAGUUCACCGUUAACAAAGAAGAUAACGCUACGUGCACCCCUGGUGUCUUCUCCAAUGGAUACUGUGACAGAAUCAGAGAUGGCCAUUGCAAUGGCGUUGGGUGGUGGUAUUGGUAUUCUACACCACAACUGCACACCAGAAUAUCAGGCCAAUGAAGUGCACAAGGUUAAGAAAUACAAGCACGGCUUUAUACGCGAUCCCUCGGUAAUGUCUCCCGAGAAUACAGUCGGUGAUGUUUUAGAGGCUAGACGCAAAAAUGGAUUCACAGGUUAUCCCAUUACGGCCAAUGGCAAACUGGGUGGAAAGUUAUUGGGUAUUGUGACGUCACGUGAUAUUGAUUUCCGUGAAAAUCAGCCUGAAAUCAAAUUAGGCACCAUAAUGACCACUGAUCUUAUAACAGCUCCCAAUGGCAUUAACCUACCCAUGGCUAAUGACAUUCUGGAAAAGAGCAAAAAGGGUAAAUUACCCAUUGUCAAUGAGAAUGGCGAAUUAUUGGCCCUUAUAGCUCGCACUGAUUUGAAAAAGGCUCGCUCAUAUCCCAAUGCAUCAAAAGACAGCAACAAGCAGUUACUUGUUGGCGCUGCCAUUGGCACCCGGCCCGAAGAUAAAGACAGACUCAAAUUGCUGGUAGCAGCGGGUGUGGAUGUUAUUGUUUUGGAUUCGUCGCAGGGCAAUUCCAUUUAUCAAGUUAGAAUGAUCAAAUACAUUAAGAGUACCUAUCCAGAAUUGCAAGUCAUAGGUGGAAAUGUCGUUACCCGUGCCCAGGCUAAAAAUCUCAUUGAUGCUGGCGUUGAUGCUUUGCGCAUUGGUAUGGGAUCUGGUUCCAUCUGUAUCACCCAAGAAGUAAUGGCUUGCGGUUGUCCCCAGGCUACAGCAGUCUACCAAGUAGCCACCUAUGCACGACAGUUUGGCGUUCCAGUUAUCGCCGAUGGAGGCAUCCAGUCCAUUGGUCAUAUUGUCAAGGCUUUGUGUUUGGGUGCGAGUGCCGUCAUGAUGGGUUCUCUAUUGGCCGGAACUUCUGAGGCACCCGGCGAAUAUUUCUUCUCUGAUGGUGUACGUCUAAAAAAAUACCGCGGUAUGGGUUCCUUAGAAGCCAUGGAAAGGCGUGAUGCCAAGGGUGCCGCAAUGUCUCGUUACUAUCACAACGACAUGGACAAACUAAAGGUAGCACAAGGCGUUAGUGGCAGUAUUGUUGACAAAGGCUCCGUCCUACGUUAUCUGCCAUACUUGGAAGUAGGUCUCCAACACAGUCUACAAGAUAUUGGCGCCCGUUCCGUUGACGAAUUGCGCGCUUCCAUCUACACUGGCAAGUUACGUUUCAUGAAACGCACUCAUUCCGCUCAAUUGGAGGGUAAUGUACAUGGCCUGUUCUCAUACGAGAAGAGGCUCUUCUAACAUUCACUCCCCUGCACACAAGGGGUAACAAAGAAAACUAAAAUCAGCAGCGGUAGCAGCAGCAGCAGCAACCUAAUGGAACCCAUGACAAGCACUAGCGUCGGCCGAAUGGAAACCAGAAAUCUAUCUAUGGGUGGCAGUAUUUUUGGGACACAUUGUAAACAAGACAAAUUUCCUGUGAAACGUGGUGCAUACUAAAGCAAAAUCAAUACAAACGAUCUAUGUACUUAUAUAUGUUGAAUAAUUUAGAAGCUAAACUUAAAGACGCUAUUAAAUAACUGUAACCACCUACGAGUAUCGGAAACAGUUCUAAAGCUAA
Messenger RNA from Stomoxys calcitrans (stable fly), 2165 nucleotides. RefSeq names its product inosine-5'-monophosphate dehydrogenase (gene ras). The record is from RefSeq and is a predicted model, not a curated record. Gene Ontology annotation, cellular component: cytoplasm. The coding region runs from base 269 to 1846 and encodes 525 amino acids. The transcript is spliced from 5 exons. Gene Ontology annotation, molecular function: IMP dehydrogenase activity. Lineage: Eukaryota; Metazoa; Arthropoda; Insecta; Diptera; Muscidae. Gene Ontology annotation, biological process: GTP biosynthetic process.